GCGUGAGUAGUUAGUUGGUAGUAAAAUGGUAAAAUGUUUUGAGGUGGUACAAUAAGCUGUAAUAUCGCGGCCGUUGCGACAAUUUCAUAUUUGAAUCGUGUUUUGUUUUAUUUGAGGAAAAAUCAACGCUACCGGCAUCCCCCCCCCAAAUUCGUCAUUAAUCCUAUAAGUCACGACCGAUAUUUUAUCCGGUCGGCAAUUGUCUCGGCGAGUUUGAUUUCCCUCUUCUCCCCCUCAUUCCACCCGACAGUCUUGCUUUUCAAAAUAUCUAUCUCCUCCAAUUUGACAGUUGCUUCGUGUCAAGCAGUGUCAAGUGUCAAGGAGACGCCUGCAGCCAUGAUGGACGGAAUAUGCGACGCGAAUGAUAUAUUAAACAGCGCUCCUCCGAAGAAGACUAUUCACGCCGAUACAAUCGACUUGUCGGACAAAUCUUUGCAAGUCGAUAUAUCAGACGCGCUCAGCGAAAAGGAUAAGGUGAAGUUUACCGUUCAUACCAAAACAACCUUGCCGGAAUUUCAGAAGCCUGAAUUUCUCGUCGUUAGACAACAUGAGGAAUUUGUUUGGCUUCACGAUCGAUUCGAGGAAAACGAGGAGUAUGCUGGAUAUAUCAUUCCGCCUGUACCACCGAGGCCUGAUUUCGAUGCUUCCAGAGAGAAACUACAAAAACUUGGAGAAGGAGAAGGUACUAUGACUAGGGAAGAAUUUACCAAAAUGAAACAAGAGCUCGAGGCCGAGUAUCUUGCUACGUUUAAAAAAACUGUAGCGAUGCACGAAAUGUUCCUUACUCGGCUGGCUCAUCAUCCUGUAUUUCGAAACGAUCAUAAUUUAAGAGUAUUUCUGGAGUAUGAUCAGGAUCUUUGCGUUAGAGGGAAAAAUAAGAUGGAGAUGUUUGGCGGAUUGGUGAAAUCAUUUUCAAAAACUACAGACGAAUAUUAUCUCUCCGCCACCGUGAAAGAUGUCAACGAUUUCUUUGAUCAGGAGAUGACGUUCCUUCAACAGUAUCAUCAAAAUUUAAAAGAAUCUACGGGCAGAGCAGAUCGUCAGACUGUUAAACACAAGGAUGUUGCAGAUUCUUACAUAAAAAUAUCCACCAAUCUCCUUCAGCUCGCUACGACAGAUAAUGGCAAAUUAGAAAGGUUUCUCACCAAGAUUGCCGAAACUCUUGAAAAACUUAGGAAAGUCGAAGGACGAGUUGCGUCUGACGAAGAUUUGAAAUUAUCAGACACUCUGAGAUAUUAUAUGAGAGAUACAGCCGCUGCGAAACGGUUGUUAUUUAGAAGACUGAAAGCUCUUCAUGCUUACGAAACUGCAAAUCGUACCCUGGAAAAAGCUCGCGCUAAAAAUAAAGACGUUCAUGCCGCACUGGAAGUUGCAGAGGCGGAACAAUCUCAGACCGAGGCGUGCGAGAAGUUUGAACAAAUGUCGGAAAAAGGAAAAGAAGAGCUUACGGAUUUUAAAACCAGGCGAGUAGCCGCGUUUAAAAAGAAUCUUAUCGAGUUAACCGAGCUCGAAAUUAAACACGCCAAAGCUCACGCCGAACUACUCAAGAAGUGUUUGGCUAAUUUGCGAGAAGAGUGACCCGAUCGGUUGAAAUAAUCGGAGGACGAUUAACGCUAACGUAUAAGAACAACUACAUUCUAUGAAUAGACGAUAUA
Diprion similis is the source of this 1655-nucleotide messenger RNA. It is a transcript of the gene Snx6, whose product is annotated as sorting nexin-6. Gene Ontology annotation, biological process: phagosome-lysosome fusion involved in apoptotic cell clearance. The transcript has 11 exons. The coding region runs from base 337 to 1578 and encodes 413 amino acids. Gene Ontology annotation, molecular function: phosphatidylinositol binding. NCBI's taxonomy places the organism in Eukaryota, Metazoa, Arthropoda, Insecta, Hymenoptera, Diprionidae. The record is from RefSeq and is a predicted model, not a curated record.